This is a messenger RNA of Mucor velutinosus, 2670 nucleotides long. RefSeq names its product 60S ribosomal protein L4B. The record is from RefSeq and is a predicted model, not a curated record. NCBI's taxonomy places the organism in Eukaryota, Fungi, Mucoromycota, Mucoromycetes, Mucorales, Mucoraceae. The transcript has 3 exons. The coding region runs from base 1 to 2670 and encodes 889 amino acids.
AUGACAGCUCAAUCAAAUGAGAAAUCCAAAAGAAUAAAACCCAUUUUGAAUGGCUUGAUCUCGGGUCUAUUAUUAGUAAUUUUGUUCUUGUCAGUGACAAGAUAUUUAACAGAACCACAAGACAAUGAUCGCUGCCAUGGCAUGUUGAAUGAAGGCAAAUGGAUGACCGACGAGUAUCAGCAAUGGCAGCCCUCCGGAUGCAUGUCUCUGACAUAUACCCAGAAGGAAAUCGACGCAUGCCUAGGUCAUAAAAGGAUUGUGUACAUUGGCGAUUCCAUCAUGCGCGAGCAGUAUUAUGCCAUGACCCACUUUCUCAAGAAACCAACAUCGAAGAUGAGAGAUGCCAUUCACGAAGAUCAGUCAUUCUACUCCAAGGAACAGGACAUCUCAAUCGAGAUUUGGUGGGAUCCUUACCUCAAUACCACCAAGACACUGGAUUUACUGCAAGGCAAGGUGCAAGGCCAGAAACCAAGUUUACUCAUCAUGGGUUCUGGUAUCUGGUACAUGAGACGAACUGGCAGCGACUACUUACAUUUAUGGAAAACAGCAGUAGACAGAGUCUUUGAUGCUGCCCUGAACAAUCGCAUUGCCGACAAGAUCAUGCUAUCGCCUGUGGAGAUUGUGGAAUACCCCUUGCUGAUUCCCGAGCGCAAAGCAACCUUGAAAUUCGACAAAAUUACCAUCAUGAAUAACUACCUCAGAGAGAGAAUCUCAUUGCUUCAUCGCCCUGUGACACCCAUGGUCGUACCAUUUGUAUGGAACGAAAUAGUUACCUCUUCCAAAAAUCAAACAAAGGACGGACUUCACUUUAUGGAACCAGUAACCAAGGCACAAGCACAACUGGCAUUGAACUAUUGUUGCAACAGUGAGCACGUCAAAGUGCUCUCUUUUCCCAUUGACACGACAUGCUGCUACAAUUACCCCAGGCCUGUUUGGUACCAAACGUUGAUCUUUUGCUUCUUUCUGUUCUUUGUGCCUCUCGGGUUCUAUGUAUUCUACACUUCCAAUAACUAUGGUGGGCGUAUCAUGGAUGCCAUCAGCUGGGCAUUUCCUUCUUCUGCAGAGACAUUGACAGCACUCUUUGUGUUUGGCCUGGCUGUGCUUUACAUGUACCUGGGUGAUCGUAGCCAGCUGUUUGGAAAGAUGUUCAAGCAAUUUGACGCCAACACAUUUACGUUAUUAAUUGUAUGGAUGGUCAUCCUUGGCGCUGUUACACUAAAAUCAAAUCACAACAGCAGCAGUGAGAAAAACGACGAUGCUGGCUUUUUAAACAGAGAUCAAACUGAUGAAUGGAAGGGUUGGAUGCAACUGGUGAUUCUGAUCUAUCAUUUUGUCGGUGCGUCCCGUAUUGCUGGCAUCUACAAUCCUGUCAGAGUCUUGGUCGCUGCCUAUCUGUUUCAAACAGGCUAUGGCCACUUUUUCUUCUUUUACAAAAAGGCUGAUUUUGGCAUUGCUCGUAUUCUCAGUGUCAUGGUGCGUUUGAAUCUGCUCACUUGUGUGUUGGCUUACUCGAUGAAGACGGACUACUUGUUCUACUACUUUUCUCCUUUGGUCAGCUUCUGGUUUAGUGUCAUCUGGAUCACCAUGCGCAUCAUGCCCAGCUACAACAAGAAGCCUUGGUUCAUUCUGUCUAAAAUGCUGGUCAUGGCUGUGCUGACUGGUGUCAUUAUCCACUCUCCUGGUGUCUUGGAGUUCAGUUUUGACUGUCUCAAUGCCUUGUUUCGUAUCCAGUGGAACGUGACCGAGUGGCGAUUCAGGCUCUCACUCGACGCUUGGAUCGUAUACGUUGGUAUGCUGUGUGCCUAUGUCACUAUCCUGCUUUCAGAGUACAAGAUCAGUGCAAACCAUCCCCGAUUCUGGUUCCUGGCUAAAUUGGCAUGCUUGAUCAUUGCUGUUUUGGGAAUGAUGGGAUUCUUUGCGUUUGAAUUAACACAAUCUAAAUCAUCAUACACGGCUUACCAUCCUUAUAUGUCAUGGGUCCCUAUUCUUUCCUUUGUCGUUUUACGUAACUACACUCGCCGGGGACGUAAUACUUACUCCCGUUUCUUUGCUUUUAUCGGUAAGAUCUCUCUGGAAACCUUUAUUGGCCAAUUUCACAUGUGGCUGGCUGCUGAUACUCGUGGUCUGUUGGUGAUCCUCCCUCAUGCUAGCUGGGUGGUGAAAUCUCAGCUAGGCUGGUGGGUGAAUCUGCUGGUGUCCAGUGUUGUAUUUGUCUUUGUAUGCUAUCAUUUGAGUCAAGCCACUGGUGUUUUGACUAAAUGGAUCUGUUCUGGUGCUCAACAGCAACAGAAAGACAAGGCAGCAGCUACUGUCACCACUGCAACUAGCACCGCUGACAAAUCUCAUCCAACAUCAGCUGCUGAUUCAGUGCCCUUACUACCUACCACGCACAAGACAUCUUCCGAUGGCGACUCCUCUGCCUCAAGCCUGUCAAUGGAUGACGAACUUGCUCUUACCAAAGGACCUGCUCAGCUCCAAGUAGAGCGUGCGAGUGAGGAGUCUGCUAUUGAUAUGGACCAAGUCUGGGAUGAAUCACUCUACGCAUCUUCGUCAAGAAAAACGUCAUGGUACCAGUCAAUGUACGCUUCCGUCACAGGCAAUUACUGGGUCAAAUCUGUCAUGUGUCUGGUCGUGAUGGGCAUCAUUAAUCGAUUCUGUGUUGCCGCUUGA